AUGCGAGAUUUUCCUUUGGCAGUAGGAGGCACACACCCAGAGAAUGCGGGAGCUGCAAGGGGAAAGGACCCAAUUCCACAGCAAAGAAAAACAAAGAGAAAAAAGGCAUACAGGUAGCCAGCACUAAGGGACGCACCAAGAAAGCAGUGAGCCACUGCUGCUACUUCCAGCAGCUCCUUCUGCUGCAGCCCGAGAGGAACUCGGUGA
Messenger RNA from Cavia porcellus (domestic guinea pig), 207 nucleotides. RefSeq lists its product as uncharacterized. NCBI's taxonomy places the organism in Eukaryota, Metazoa, Chordata, Mammalia, Rodentia, Caviidae. The transcript has a single exon. The record is from RefSeq and is a predicted model, not a curated record.